AUGGAAGAUGAGCAUUCUCGAUCGUCUCUGACUGAUGAGGAAGAUUAUGUAGAUGAUAACGACGAUGGCGCUGACUACGAAGGUAUUUUCAGAUAUUUUUCCUUCUUCUUCUGAAGAUGAGUUUUUCAGCGACGAUAGAGGAAGAAGAAACACUCGAUAGAGAAGAUUAUGCCAACGAAUUGAAAGGUUUCAGUGUUUUAGUUGUUUUCUCUACUAAUUUCGCUAUCUAGACUUAGAAGAUGAGGGGGAGAUGUCACUAGAAGAACUUCAACGUAAGUAUGGCUAUCCUCCGGGCGGAGCGGCUGCUCCAAGUCACGACGAAGAGGACUAUGGCGAUGAUGAGGUAACUUGCAGUGUUUGCUGAAACCUAAUAAUAAAAACAUUUUCCAGCAAGUCGGGGAGUCCAGCACCGCACCAACCGAACUGUUCGACGCUACGAUUCUCGAUAUGGGCAACUCCUUGAGCGGUCUCGACGACGAUGAUGAAGACUACGCGCCACCUGAUCCUUGGAAGCGCUCGAUUCGCAUUGAUCCGGUCUUGUUCCAAGCCGAUGUUCCGGAUAUUGAAACUUCUAAUGCUGAUACUGAAGCCGCUCGUGAAAGCGACAUCGUGUUGUGGGCUAUUGAUCAGCCAAAUCAACCGAGCGACGAAAUAUUGGACACGUAUUUGAAGGAUGUCGUUGAACUGCGAAAAGCGCACGAACAGCCUGUGCCACCAGAAGGCUGCGAGACUCGUGACGACGAAGAUGCUCUUUGUGCAUUAUACCGCAACAACUUCGACACGGAACGAGCCAAACUAUCGUUCCCGUUCCCGCAUAUAAACGCGCCAUUUCGCACUGUCCGUCCGGAUGCUUUGGGAUUUGACGAAAGUGAAUCAAAGAUUUUCGAGGAGUCAUUAGAAUUGUAUGGAAAAGAUUUCUCGUUGAUCAGAAGACUCCGGGUAAAGAUAGUGACGAGAAAAUCUUUUUAAAUGUGGUUUACUUUCAGCUGCCGUAUCGUAAAGUCGGAGAGUUGAUAGAAUAUUACUACCAAUGGAAGCUGACGCCUGGGUACGUGCACACGUCACCAUGUGUUUAGUAAAAUGUGUUUUUGCAGAUAUCGUGUUUGGCGUGAAGCCCAUCCGCAACACGCACCUGUCGUCCAGCCGCAUCUUUCUGCUGCGUGGCACCAACAAGUCGCCCAAAUGGAAACCGAAUAUCUCGGACCCACUACCUUCUCCGAAGCCUCAUUUGUCGAGCCGCCGUCCACUUCUGAAGAGCCGCCUUCUCUCGCCAACUAA
This is a messenger RNA of Caenorhabditis sp. 36 PRJEB53466, 1278 nucleotides long. Lineage: Eukaryota; Metazoa; Nematoda; Chromadorea; Rhabditida; Rhabditidae. The record is from the annotation of a GenBank genome assembly.